Rattus rattus (black rat) is the source of this 3720-nucleotide messenger RNA. RefSeq names its product catenin alpha like 1 (gene Ctnnal1). Bases 94 to 2367 code for a protein of 757 amino acids. Lineage: Eukaryota; Metazoa; Chordata; Mammalia; Rodentia; Muridae. Gene Ontology annotation, biological process: Rho protein signal transduction; cell adhesion. The transcript is spliced from 19 exons. Gene Ontology annotation, molecular function: actin filament binding; cadherin binding. The record is from RefSeq and is a predicted model, not a curated record.
GGGCCUGGGUGCAGCGAGGCGGCGGGCAACCGGGAGGCUGGUUGGCGGGCGGGCAGAGGUGCGGAUAGCGUGCUCUACUAUCGGUGGCGGGCCAUGGCCGCUUCUACAGUCCCCGGUGGUGGCGGUGCGGGAGCUGUCCACUCCUCCAACGCUUCUGGCCUCGCCUUCGACUCGGGACUGGAGAUUAGAACGCGCUCGGUAGAGCAAACUCUUCUGCCCCUGGUUUCUCAGAUUACCACACUUAUUAACCAUAAAGAUAAUACCAAAAAGUCUGAUAAGACUCUGCAAGCGAUUCAGCGCGUGGGACAAGCUGUCAACUUGGCAGUUGGAAGAUUUGUUAAAGUAGGGGAAGCUAUAGCCAAUGAAAACUGGGAUUUGAAAGAAGAAAUUAAUAUUGCCUGCAUCGAAGCUAAACAAGCAGGAGAAACAAUCGCUUCCCUCACAGAUGUGACCAAAUGGAACCAUUUGGAGUCAGAUGGUCAGGUCACGAUUCUGACAGACAAAACAGGAGUCGUGCAGGCAGCCAGACUGCUGCUCUCCUCAGUGACAAAAGUGUUGCUGCUGGCAGAUCAGGUAGUCAUCAAGCAAAUAGUGACAUCGAGAAACAAGGUUCUUGCAACCAUGGAAAGGCUAGAGAGAGUAAACAGCUUUCAGGAGUUUGUUCAGAUAUUCAGCCAGUUUGGAAACGAAAUGGUGGAGUUUGCAUACCUAACGGGAGACAGACAAAAUGAUUUGAAAGAUGAAAAGAAAAAGGCCAGAAUGGCCGUGGCGAGGGCGGUGCUUGAGAAGGGCACGAUGAUGCUCCUCACAGCCUCAAAGACAUGUCUCAGGCACCCCAGCUGUGAGUCAGCCCAUAAAAACAAAGAAGGAGUGUUUGAUCGGAUGAGAGCAGCCCUGGAGAAGGUCAUCGAGAUCGCGACUGACUGCAGACUCAACAGAGAGACCGACAGCUCAUCUGUCAGCAUUUUUACUGGUAUUAAAGAGUUGAAGUUGAAUAUGGAAGCUCUUCGGGAGAAUGUUUACUUCGAGUCCAAGGAGAACCUUUCUGCUGCAUUGGAGGUCAUCUUGGAGCGUGUGGAGGACUUCACCGAUUCUGCCUACACCAGCCACGAGCACAGGGAACGCAUCUUGGAACUGUCUGCUCAGGCGAGGACAGAAGUGCAGCAGUUCAUUUCCGUGUGGAUGCAAGCUCAAAGCAGGAAGACAAAGAGCGCGGCCGAGGAGCUGGAACUCUCUGUGCUGAAGGUCAGCCACAGCCUGGACGAGCUGAGGAAAGAACUCCAUUGUACAGCCAUGCAGCUGGCAGCCGACCUGUUAAAAUUCCAUGCCGAUCAUGUGGUUUUAAACGCAUUAAAAGUUACUGGAGUAGAAGGAAAUUUAGAAGCUUUGGCUGAGUAUGCCUGUAAACUCUCUGAGCAGAAAGAACAGCUUGUUGAGACAUGUCGACUGUUGCGGCAUGUAUCUGGCACAGAACCCCUCGAGAUAACGUGCAUGCAUGCAGAGGAGACAUUUCAGGUGACUGGCCAACAGAUCAUUUCUGCUGCUGAAACACUGACGUUGCAUCCGUCCAGCAAAAUCGCUAAAGAAAACCUGGAUGUGUUUUGUGAAGCGUGGGAGUCUCAGAUUAGUGAUCUGGCGACGCUGCUAAGAGACAUCAGUGAUGUGUUUGAAGGACGACGAGGAGAGAAGUAUGACCAUCUUUCACUUCCAAAGCCCAUGAAAAAUAAUGCAAACCUGAAAUCAGUGAAGUCUGACAAACCUGAUUCAGAGGAGCAAGCCAAGAUAGCCAAGCUUGGGCUGAAGCUGGGAUUGCUUUCCUCCGAUGCUGACUGUGAAAUCGAGAAAUGGGAAGAUGACGACAACGAGAUCGUUCGACAUGGACGGAAUAUGUCCAGGAUGGCCUAUUCUCUGUAUUUAUUUACUAGAGGAGAGGGGCCACUGAAAACUUCCCAGGACUUAAUUCACUUCCUAGAGGUAAGUUUUAUUUUCACAAGUACUCGGAGAGAUCGGAUCCUGAAGGAUAAGAAGAGAAAGGUGACUGGGGGUGGUUGGAAAGACUCUGUAAGGUUGUUAGAGCUACUUCAAGCAUACAGUCUUUUUUCAAAACAGCUAAAAGAUGAUGACAAACUUAUGCUUCUCCUGGAAAUAAACAAGCUAAUUCCUCUAUGCCACCAGCUUCAGACAAUAACUAAGACGUCUUUGCAGAGUAAAGUGUUUCUAAAGGUUGACAAGUGUGUUACAAAGAUAAAAUCCAUGAUGACUCUCGUGGUCCAGCUCCUCUCCCUUUGCUAUAAGCUACUGAAGAAGAUGGAAAAUAACAGAUGGGUCUCUGCGACAAACAAAGAUGCCAUGGAUGGUCAAACCUGAGCAGCCUGGGGUUCGUCUCUGGAAUACCAUGUGGUACAGCUGACAUUUUAAAAAGCAAAGGAUCCUUUGUACUUUCAUAAGUUCAUCAGUCUUUAAAAGAGGAUGCUGAAAUCUUUCUUUUCUCUGACCUUCAGAUUAGACAUGCACGUUGCUAUGGUGGUUGCUAAGAUUCUAACGGCAGUACAGUUGGAAAACAGACACUGAGCUCAGGUGUUCUUCAGCACACGCCAAAUAUCCCAAGGGUCUUAAUGGCAGCUGAAUCCCAAAGAAGCAAUUGCAAAUGCACGUCCCCCAGCCCCAUCGGCUUCCUUAACUGGUUUUUGAGCUGAUUAUCUACAACACUAAUUUCAGCAGAAAGCAGUGGCCUUGUUGAAUGCAGGGUUUUCUUAGGCCUGGGGACUCUUCUUCAGUUCUUGUUGAAGCAGGAUAAGGGUCCCUCAGAGCCUGGUCCCAGAUCACACCUGCUAGCACUGUUGCUUCUAAUAAGUAUCUCACCGGAUAAGGUUGUUAGGCUGCAACAGGAGUCACUCCAAAGAACCCUGGAGCAACUUCAGAGGAGGAGAUGGUUUUUAUUUUAGCUGUAGUAUGCGUAGCUGACCAGGCAGUCCUGAGUAAUGGAUGGAAUCCUAAGUAUUUCUUACUGGUUUAAUAACACUUCAGAACUAUCCUCAGUAUUGAUGAAAUGACAGUUGCAGACGACAGAACAUUGGAACCAAGAGGCUGUGUAGAUCCCAGAUACCUGUAUGCUGUAUUUCAUGUAUGUGGAAUUGGAAUGCUCAUUAUACAAUAAAUAUUUUUAGUCUUUUUAACUUUAGGGUUUAGACCUUUUCUUGGGCUGGGGAAACAACUCUGCCAGUAACCUGUUUGCCUUGUAAGCUGUGUAAUAAAGCAAGGAAAAGGUUGCCCAGGAGAUCACCCAGCUGAUCUGCUAGACUGUAGAGUAUGAGAACAGGGCCGAGUGAGGGAGCGUGUUCAGUACCAGCAUGUAGAGCUCUCACACCUUUAGCUACCAUCAGAUGCCAACAUAACCAGUCUGUCAAUGGUAUAAUCUUGCAGGUAGCUGUUACAGGGAAUGAUUGAGUGGAACCAUCUUCAGUGAAAUAGACAGGAUUGGUACUAACAUGUGUGAGUGAAAAUUCUGUGAUUUCUUUUUAAACUGAGAAGCAGAAUGCUAACUUCACUGGAUUCUCAGUGUUAAUAAUUUAGUAAUAAAGCAGCUCCCUCAACAAAACUGUUAAGGACCACCAGAUAUAUGGCAACAAUACCAUUAUCUUUAACAACAAAAUAGGUGUAUUAGUAUUAAACAUCAUGGGAUAAUGUACACGUCAAUAAAAACUGCACAUUCAAACUGAA